AUGUUUAAGUAUCGGCUCCGGAUGUUUUUCAAUGAACUCAAAGUGCUGGUACUGAUGCGAUCCGGAUCCAGCAGGAGGACUGACGCAGGCACAGACCCCGACACACAGACCAGUAUGAGAGGUUUCUCUGUGGGGGUCUGUGGUUGUUCACCUCUGAACUGCUCUCACCUGGAUGAUGAGGAGGAGUACUACGGCUCCGACCCCAGGACACGAAGCCUGGCUUUUGAGGAAGGAGCCAAACCUCAGGGAUCAGCAGGAGGAAGUGGUGGCCUGGAAGCAGCUUCUCUUCCAAGUCUGUCAGAGAGCGGUAUGCGAUCCCCGCAGUGCCGGAUCUGCUUCCAGGGGCCAGAGAAGGGGGAGCUGUUGAGCCCUUGUCGGUGUGAUGGCUCGGUGCGCUGCACCCACCAGUCCUGCCUUAUCCGCUGGAUCAGUGAGAGAGGCUCCUGGAGCUGUGAGCUCUGCUUCUUCAAAUACCAGGUCCUGGCCAUCAGCACCAAAAACCCCCUGCAGUGGCAGUCCAUUUCUCUGACUGUGAUUGAGAAGGUUCAGAUUGCAGCCAUCAUCCUCGGCUCUUUGUUCCUCAUCGCCAGUAUCUCCUGGUUAGUGUGGUCAUCGCUCAGCCCGUCAGCCAAGUGGCAGCGGCAGGACCUUCUCUUCCAGAUCUGCUAUGGCAUGUAUGGCUUCAUGGACAUAGUUUGUAUAGGCCUUAUAAUCCAUGAAGGAUCAUCUGUUUACCGGAUCUUUAAGCGCUGGCAGGCAGUGAACCAGAAGUGGAAAGUGCUGAAUUAUGAGAAAUCGAAGGACUUAGGUGACCCUGUCAGCUCCAGCGGCAAAGGCACUGCUCGUGUUGAGAGAAGCAGCGUCACGGACAAUGAACAGAGGACGAGCCGUCAUGUCAGGACUAUUCUGCAUCACCACUGUGGCUACACGAUUCUGCACAUCCUCAGCCAGUUAAGAGCCAACAACCUGCACAGUGCAAACCAAGAGGUGGUCAUGAGGGUGACCACAGUAUGAGGCCGGCUCACUCAGACUCAAGUGCUCCACUGAAAAAGAGAUCAAAGUGUUGAUUGGGAUUUAUUAUAAAUAAUCCUAAUCUGUCAUAUUAACACUGCCGAUAAAGUUUUAGUCUCAAAUGUUUUAUGCAUAAUUGCCCUUAACUUUAAGUGGAUGAUUUAAAAUUGGAUUUGGCUGAAGGCAAACUUUUCUAAAAUUUCUGAGUUUUUAAAGACAGACUGAGAGUUCAUGAUGACAAAGUUGAUUAAAAAGAAAAAAAAACUUUGACUUGGAUUUUUUAUGUGACUGUUUCUACCACAGAAUUUUUUUAAACCAAGCAGGUUUUUAUUGUUUGCCUUACAAACAUAAGAAAAGUUUAAUUUGAAUUUGGAAAUGAUUGUGUGACAACAAUGUGAUCUGUUUUUAUUCAGCCACAAUCUGUCUGUUUUUAACUUAAUGUUAAAAUUAUUGAGAUAUGACA
Messenger RNA from Cheilinus undulatus (humphead wrasse), 1474 nucleotides. Its product is annotated as E3 ubiquitin-protein ligase MARCHF9-like. The transcript has 4 exons. Gene Ontology annotation, molecular function: zinc ion binding; ubiquitin-protein transferase activity. Gene Ontology annotation, biological process: protein ubiquitination. The coding region runs from base 1 to 1014 and encodes 337 amino acids. NCBI's taxonomy places the organism in Eukaryota, Metazoa, Chordata, Actinopteri, Labriformes, Labridae. The record is from RefSeq and is a predicted model, not a curated record.